This is a messenger RNA of Rosa chinensis, 691 nucleotides long. RefSeq lists its product as uncharacterized. The record is from RefSeq and is a predicted model, not a curated record. NCBI's taxonomy places the organism in Eukaryota, Viridiplantae, Streptophyta, Magnoliopsida, Rosales, Rosaceae. Gene Ontology annotation, cellular component: post-mRNA release spliceosomal complex; catalytic step 2 spliceosome; Prp19 complex. The transcript is spliced from 4 exons. The coding region runs from base 57 to 398 and encodes 113 amino acids.
AUUGGUGGGUUAUUUGUUUCAGGUAGCUACUGCAAAGAUAUAGAAACAGCCGAAUCAUGUCUGAUGAAGGAAGAGUGCACCCGGAUUGCAGGAAUGCAUCCAAUCCCUACCAUGAAUGCAGUGAGUUUUGCUUCAAAGUUAUUGCUGAAACCAAAGCUCGGAUGGAUCAAAAUCAAUCAGAAUCUGUACAAGUUAGUAGUGGUAGUGGCAAAUCAAAAUUAGAGGCUGCUCAGCAAGAGGAAGAUCUAGAUAGACCAUCAGAGACUGAUGAACAUGCUGGUGAUGGUGAUGAGCCUCAUGUUGACGAGGAGGAGAAUAUGGAAGGAGACUUCACGAAGUUCACAGGGAGGAAGAAAAAGUUGUGGGAAUUAAGGAUGAUCGAAGAUGAAUAUGGCUAGGAAAGCAAAUUAAACAGAUAUUGCAGCUGAAAAGAAAAGAAUGGAACCUCCACAAGAAACAAGGGGCAUUUCUAAACAAAAAUGGCUUGAAGAGAGGAAAAAAGAAUUGGUAAACUUCUGGAUGCAAAUGGUUUGGAUAUGAAAAGCGUUUACAUGCUAGAUACACAAGAGAUGGCAGUGUCAAAGUACAAGAAAUGGGAAAAGGAUCCUGCCCCAUAUGGCUGGGAUGAUGAUUCCUGGUAUGGUUUUGGUUGAUGCUUUUGCUUUUGGUCAGAUACUUGGAUUCUACAAUU